AUGGCACAGCUGCUUGUACCGCCAGGACCAGAGAGUUUCCGCCUGUUUUGUCGUGAAUCCCUUGAUGCCAUCGAGAGGCGGAUCGCUGAGGAGAACGCCAAGAAACCCAAGGGGAAGCCCAACGACGAUGACGACAACAGGCCCAAGCCCAGCAGUGACCUGGAGGCAGGAAAAUCACUGCCACUCAUAUAUGGGGACAUUCCCAAAGGAUUGGUGUCCACACCACUGGAGGACCUGGACACCUUCUACAGCAACCAGAAAGUGAGUUGGAUUGGUCAUCACAAAGAGCUGUGCUUUGAAACCAAGGGAGAGGUGUUUGAAGGAGUUGUGAAGGGUUAUGGCAGUCUUGGAAAGCAUAGACAUGCAUUAAUGUGUAACACACAGUUGUCUGUAAUGUUGCAUAACGGAUACAGUAGCUUAUGUUUUUGGAUACAGUAGCCCUCAACUUUGGAUCUGCCUAAUAUUUUGAGCAGAGGGUUUAUGCUGAUGCCUACUACUGUCUAUCCAGUCAUGUGUGCUGUGAGAGAUCUCUGUGUCAGGCACUGUGAUGCUGUGACACCCAGAGUUGUCGUAGCACAGGCUUUCUCUGUUGUCAGAUCCAAGUUCAGUUGUUAUUGUGUAGGACAGGUGAUGAAGCACACUGUCAUCCAUCCAGAGCCUUUGUAUCCAAGGUGACAGGAAAGCAAGGAUUGAUAUGGCUCCCCUCUGACAAUUUCAGGGGAGACAUAUCACGACACCACAGAGUAUCACUGCUUCUAGAAUAUGUGCUAUAGUAACGCCAGAAGCUGGUGUUGUGUUGUUGCUCUUUUUUGUUUAGUGAAUAGUUCAUUUCCAUCACUCCUAACUGACCAGGAAUAUGUGUUUACAGUCUCAUGGGGUGUCUUUCUCCCUGUCUGUCUCUGUCUCUGUCUCUGUCUCUGUCUCUGUCUCUGUCUCUGUCUCUGUCUCUGUCUCUGUCUCUGUCUCUGUCUCUGUCUCUGUCUCUGUCUCUGUCUCUGUCUCUGUAACUCUCUCUCUCUCUCUCUCUCUCUGUCUCUCUCUUUCUCUCUCGCUCUGUCUCUCUCCUUUUCUCUCUCUCUCACAGACCUUUAUAGUAUUGAACCGAGGGAAGGCCAUCUUCCGCUUCAACGCCACUCCUGCCUUGUAUGUCUUAAGCCCUUUCAACCCUCUUAGAAGAAUAUCAAUGAAGGUUUUGGUUCACUCAUAUCCUUUCAUUAAAAAACAAAUUACCACGGGGAAUGUUUUUUUUUUAGGUCAAAUUAAAUCUCUAUCCUAUAUCCCAUAUCUUUAUCCUAUUUGAACAGAUCAUUGUGCAAUAUAGUGAGUUGUGUACUGAAAAUAUGUGGUCACCUGAUAUGACGUAUUAUGCCUGAUGUCAGGUGUUGUAUCGUAUGUCAUGUGUAAACAAUAUUGAAUUAUCCAGUCUGGACAGUUCAGUAUCCUUGACAACUGCCUCCACAUUGUUCAGCAUGGUAAUCAUGUUCACUAUCCUUACCAACUGUGCGUUUAUGACCCUGAGUCAGCCUCCAGACUGGGCAAAGAAUGUAGAGUAAGUCAUCCUCUUACCUCAAAAUCUACAUGCAUCCACAAUACACAUCCACAAUUAUCUAUGUAGACUAACCGGUCCCCUUUGUUUCCAACAGGUACACAUUCACAGGAAUUUAUACAUUUGAAUCUCUUAUAAAAAUUUUGGCAAGGGGCUUCUGUGUAGGGAAGUUCACCUUUCUACGAGAUCCAUGGAACUGGUUGGAUUUCUGUGUUAUUGUCAUGGCGUAAGUAUUCUCAAAUGUUCCUGUUAUGAUCAGUAACAGGAUACUGUAGCUUAAUCAACAACUAAUAUUAGCUUCUGCUAUUAUUACGUACCUAGCUGUAUGAUGUAACUAAUGGCAACACAAUACACUAAUGUUCAGUCUGUAAAGUUCUCGCAACAAACCCACUUCUUCACUACUAGUAAUUUUGCCUAUUUCUACUAACAGCUACCAAACUUCACUACCAUUUGUUUUUGCUGCAUGAGGCAGAUGAGUUACAAGUAUUGGGUAACUGUCCAUGUAGUUUAGUACAUUGAUUAUGUUUGUUGUUCAGGGGCAACAAGUCCCCUUAGUUUAUUAUUUGGGUUGUUAGUGCUUUCAUUGUUGGAGCAUACCCAAGAGAACAGUCGUGUUGCAAUACUGUGUUAGAAUGGUUGCACAUCUUUGUAAUUACAAUACCAUGCAGACAUGAUGAACAUUGAGGCACUCCUCAGUCUAUCUUCGAUAGUGUCAUUCCUCAGACUCCUCACACCUAUUGUCUAUCCCACCAUGUAAUAGUGUUUGAGGGGUUUAGGGCCCUUGCCAUGUUACAUGAAUGUAUUUUCUCCUGAACUACACAAACUCUAUUGUAAUUGUGCAUUUUCCUGCAGGUAUGUAACAGAGUUUGUAAAACUAGGCAAUGUUUCAGCUCUUCGCACUUUCAGAGUACUGAGAGCUUUGAAAACUAUUUCAGUUAUCCCAGGUAAGGAGUGCCUGCUGCUAGCUGUCAGCCAGCCCCUUCCUUGUGUGAUGUUUCCUCCGAUUGCUCUUUGUUGUCCUGUCAUGGCGUCUGUAUGCGACUUCCCCUUUAUUACAGAUAUAUCACAUCGUUUGUGGACCUGGGCAAUGUGUCAGCACUGAGAACGUUCAGGGUUCUCCGAGCACUGAAAACUAUAUCGGUCAUCCCAGGUGAGAGCCAGGUUAAGGGACAAGGUUUAGGGGCCAAAGGGUGGUACUGUACUACUCACUCCAUCAAAGUUUAAGGGUCACUUCACCUUUACGCUUUUCUUUAGGUCUGAUGGUUUGCCUCUCAUGCUGCCAGUAAAAGCAGAAAUCUGAAGCAGUUCAUUUAAAAUGGAAAGGAUUUCUUGCUUUUAGACUAUUUUAUUUAUUGAUUUGUUUAUUUUUACUGAACAGCCUUGGGGGUCUAGACGAUUUUGUUUGCAUGACACUUUGUUUAAAUCCAGCUUUAAUUGUGUUUGUGGUGCUGUCCAGCUCUUCUCUCCUUCCUUUGCUGUUUGGGAUGGUUGCUUGUCAGUGUUCUCCCUGACUGGUGUGUGCCUUCAUUCAACUGCUCCUGUUCAAUGAAGACAGACUGUGUUUUGGUCUAGUAAGGGUGUUUCAUAUGUUAGAGCUGAUUGUGAUGUAUGCCCUUCCUCACAAACAUGCAUGCUUUUGUUAUUAUACUCUACGACAUAUUUUCUGAUCCAAGCUCUUGGUAGGGUUUAUAACACACAUAUAUAAUAUCUACUACAACAUAUGUCAAUUUGUGGCCAGAACUGUCCGGCCAUUAUAACAACUAUGCUCCUUAGCUUAUUUGUUUUUAUUAUCAACCAAUCAGGGACUUAAUUGUAAGCUACAUUGUGUGCUAUAAACAUACUGCUGGGAUUUGGAUCUUAGUCAGAAAAGAUUAUGUGCUUAUCAUGGCUCAUAUCAUUCUAGUAGAGAAAAUAACAUUAGAUAACAGAUUCAACAUUCUCAUUGUGUAAGACCACCCAUUGAGACAGUAGAAUGUGUCACAGCACUGCCAGCAUACCAUUCUAUGGCAAUUGAAGAGUUUCUUUCCAAAAUGCUAAAUAUACAUUUUCAGAAUGUUGGUAAAUUUGCUUUUAUUGUUUAAAGAACGAAUGAAAGCGAUUGGUGUGUUUUUUUCACUAUCUAAUCAUGGCAUGGGGUUGUUCAAUGACAGACAUGUAUUUGUUUAAAAUCUAUAUCUUGAUGGUUUCCUUUUAGAGAGACAAAUAAUCAUGUUGUUUUGCAAAACGCUAUACACUGACUGUACAAAACAUUAAGGACACCUGCUCUUUCCAUGACAUAGACUGACCAGGUGAACCCAGGUGAAAGCUAUGAUCCCUUAUUGAUGUCACUUGUUAAAUCCACUUCAAUCAGUGUAGAUGAAGGGGAGGAGACAGGUUAAAGAAGGAUUUUUAAGCAUUGAAAAAAUUGAGACAUUGAUUGUGUAUGUGUGCCAUUCAAAGGGUGACAAGGGCACAAGAUGUAAGUGCCUUUGAACAGAGUAUGCCAGGCACACCUACUACCAUACUGCAAAACUGCGAAGUUUUUCACGCUCAACAUUUUCCUGUGUGUAUCAAGAAUGGUCCACCACCCAAAGGACAACCAGCCAACUUGACACCACUUUGGGAAGCAUUGGAGUCAACAUGGGCCAGCAUCCCUGUGGAAUGCUUUUGACACCUUGUAGAGUCCAUGCCGCGACUAAUUGAGGCUGUUCUGAGGGCAAAACGGGGAGAGGGGGUGCAACUCAAUAUUAGGAAGGUGUUCUUAAUGUUUCGUACACUCAGUGUAUAUCCACCUCAUUCUCAGAGAAAUAAGUAGAACUGCUAGGUUUUACACAGUCCAAUGUAACAAAUAACACCAUUUUUCAAUAUAAAAAAUGUGUCAAUACAGUUAUAUGACAUCUGUAUGUAAAACAUUUACAUGUAAUACUUUAGUCAUUUAGUAGAUGCUCUUAUCCAGAGUGACUUACAGUUAGUUCAUUGAUCUUAAGAUAGCUAGGUGAGACAACCACAUACAGUCAAUAUACUGUAUACAAAUAUUCCAUUCCUGCUAAACAAUGGAUAUAUAGCGUUUAGCAACAAAGAAAAUCUAUGAAUAAAAAAUCUGAGAACAGUCAUAUUUUACACACACAUUAAAGUACCCAUAAGCAAUCAUUUCUAGUGAAAAAAAAAAGUGAAAAAUUCAGACUGUUUUCUUUUAAACAUAUGAAGCAACAGAGAUGCUGUUUCAUGCUGUGAUGUUUACAUUGUAUACAAAUUAAGCUUCUUCUUUGCAUACACUGUAUAAGACUCCUAUGCGAAUAACAGUGAGGUUCUGUCAUGUCCUGCAGGCCUGAAGACCAUUGUGAGAGCGCUGAUCCAAUCAGUGAAGAAACUGUCAGAUGUGAUGAUCCUCACUGUAUUCUGCCUAAGUGUCUUUGCCCUAAUAGGGCUGCAGCUGUUUAUGGGCGAUUUAAGAAACAAAUGUUUAAGGAUCCGUCCUAACUCAACCAACUACUUUAAUGAAACAUUGGACUUUAAUGGGACGGAAUAUAAUGAUGCUGACUUUAACGAGACCAGCCCGUUCAACUGGACCAAUUACACAAAUAAUCCCGGUAAGCAUGUUUCUUUGGCUUUAGACAGUCAUUGGAGGGUGAAUACCAUGCUGGUAGCCAUGGACCACAGUGAGUGAGUCACAGCUGAUUGCUAAUAGCCAAACAAGCAGCCCUGGCUGAAGAGCGUAACGUAAAAUGACAGGAAUGGCUGAGAGGGGUUUGUAAGAGCUUCUGGUGGGAAGUAGUGUGGCGGUUAAUCAUAACAUUGCCGGUUUGUGGAUGAUACUAGUGGCAUGUCUAGCUUGUCAACACGGAGGGCAUUGAGUCACCACCCAAGUGGGGAAAAUGGCACCUGGAUGGCCAUGACACUAGGACCUGGGCAGCCAUGGGGUGAAAGGGGAGAAAAUAGAUAAGAGAAAGUGAAAGUGAUUUGCGUGAUUAAAGCUUUGAACUGUUCUCCAGUUACAAUGCUGAUGAUGAUGAAGGUGAUGAUGAAAAUCUUUUCUCUUUUUUGCAGUUGGCGAAAGAUUGACUUUGUCUCUUUUUCCUGUAGAUAAUUAUUACUACCUCCCAGGUAAAAGGGAUGCUUUGCUUUGUGGAAAUGGCAGUGGUGCUGGGUAAGAUCCAGCCCACGUUACUAUCUUUGUGUCUGAUUGUCAGGAUGCACUAUUGAUUGUGCUUGUGUUUGUUUGUGUGUGUGCGUGUGCGUACCUGCUUGCGGUCGUGCAUGUCUUUGUGCGUUAAUAUCAAAUAGACUUCACAGGAUUUUGUGAAUGCAGUGAUGGUGAUUAUGAUUCUGUUUGAGUUUCCCAGCCUUGUUGUUUGUUGUAGGCUGUGCCCAGAGGGAUUCUUGUGCAUCAAAGCGGGCCGGAACCCAGACUACGGCUACACCAGCUUUGACACGUUCAGCUGGGCCUUCUUGUCUCUGUUCAGACUGAUGACUCAGGACUACUGGGAGAACCUCUACCAGCAGGUCUGUCUCAUAGAGAUGUACUAGAGAGCUCAUCUCCUGUCUUUGCAAUGGCCGGUUUUUGUGACAGCUUGGCCAUUGUCAUUGAGGGCUAUCAUCAUUUUAAAGUAGUCAAUGUCUUCUUCUUUUACUUCUAUGAGUGUAUUGGCAGUUUGUACGUAGACUGAAAAGGUGCAUACCACUUACUGUGCUGGAGUGUAUAAUCUAAACAGAUAUAAAGCCAAGGUUGGGGAUUAACUGCCACCUGUAGUUAUGGAAUGUUUGCUCAGGUGUAUAAUUCAUUGGCUUACCUUUUCCGCUCACCUGGAUGGAAUUCUGUAAUUGUUCGGUAACCCAUAGCAACUCCCACCAUGUUGACUACUUCAAAAUGGUGAAAGCUCUCAUUGGAAGCCUGGUGGAACCAGCCUGAUUGCCAUUCCUUUCAGAAUCGUGAAGGCAGCGAUCAGGCUGGUUCCUCAAGGCUACCUCAAGGGUGCUACCCUUGCUAAAAAAGGCUUUGGGCCAAUUGCGCCCUCUAUCCCAACUCUAUGGUCUGUCUGCAUCAUGGCGUGAUACUGGGGGCUUUUUUACAGGCAAAGGGACUCCUAGUGUUGUCGUUGCAUUGGACAGACCCAUUUGUGCCAGCUCUGAGAGUGUGCAUGUGCAGUGAAGCUCCUGGGUAUUACAGAGUGACUUGUGUUUGUUCAGUGGAGUUCCCUGUGUUCCUGUGCUGCUGACUGCACCUGUGAGGAACACUAUGGGCUCUGUUUUUGUCUGGUGUUAAACCAGCGCCCAGCGCAAUUGUCAAAUGCACGCUUGUUUGCAAUUUCAACCUGUUAAAGCCGGCGCUCUUCUAUUUUCAAACCCCAGCGCCAGGAUUGGACAUUUACCUGUCUUAAAUGAGCUUGCAUGUGCUAAGGUGGGAGUGGUGGCAAUAUCUGAGGUGUCUUUAAAAACGUGUGCCAAAGUGCCAAUUUCAGUAUGCGCUGCUUGGGAUAUUUAAGACCAACCGAAUGCUAGAUUUAGCAGUAACGCGGUUGGUUAUGGCAUGGAUUUUAACAAUGGAAGCGCAGCCUAUCUAGCUGUGACGCACAGUGCCCAUAUGCCCAUGGAGCAAGAGAGAUGUACUUUUUGUAACUGUAAACCUCGUAUUUAGAAACAUAAAAACUAAUGUGUUUUCCCAUUUUAUUUUAUUUGAUUAAAAACCAAGCAUACAUAGUACAAUUGCAAGAGUUAAUUCAACUCAUAUGGAGUCAAAUUUAACAAAAUGUUGGCGUUUAUAUGGUCCCACCCCCAUUUUGUGUUAAAACGACACUGAAACUCUUUGUGAGUUGGACUCCAUUUAGUGUCAUUUUAACUCCAAAAAUAUCAACACCACAAUCAACUCCCUUGCCAUUUUACACUUUCUGUGUUGUUUUGAAUUAACAAUCAACUCCAGCAGAGUACAUUUCUCUUUCGGUUUACUUCCUUUAAGUAAUAAGGGUGUAAAGCCUUAUUUGAAUAUUUAUUGAUGUGUCACAUUAUGGUAGUUUGCAAUUUAAUAUUAAAUCUCUGUUAGAUCCAAUUUGGAGGAAGAUAUCCAGCACUUUUACAUCACCCACAACUUGCAUUUAGAAUGGCUGUCAAAGUAAGGAAGACAAUUCAGUACAGGGAGACUACCUACACCAUGUAAACUGGAACAACGAUCUCACGGUUGCUAUGAAUCCAACCACUUACAGAUUGGAUUAGUUUAGAAAAAUGUAUGUUUCUUAUCUUAUCUUUGUGUAGCGUAAGAUAAAAAACAAUCAAUGUACAUGUGAAAACAGUGUUGACAAAGGGUUUGGGUCGUGAGACCUUCAUUACCAAAACGAUAUUAAAAGAUCAAAUUUGGCAGCAGCAGACAUCCCAUUUUUAUUUAUGUAGGGUAAUACAUUGUUUUAGCCAGCUCCUGUUAUUAUUUUGGAUGUGCAUAAAGAACUCUCCAUGUAGGUUGUAUGCCCAUCAUGGAACAAAAUAUUAGAUAAUCCGGGGACACUGAAGUUAUUUUCCAGUAACAGUUUCUUGUUUUCCAUUUCGUUUGAUUAAAAAAACUUUACCCUACUAUAAUGAAAGAUGGUUCAACAGCAAUGCGUCUGGUGUCUUUAUAAUCCUGGCCAUACACAAGUAGCCUAUCCAUAAAAUGAUUUUACUCGUGAGGCUUUUGCCGACAUGCUUUUGCAUUAUUCACAAUUUCAAUCCCCAUUUCCAAAGAGCGCUUUUUGUCCGGUCGCCAGAUACGUUCCUCCAAACAUAGGCUAUUCAAAUUGUUCUGUCCUAUAAUGCCAGGCUAUAUAAUGACUAGGCUAUAUCUUGCUUAUUGAGAACGUGCCUCACACAUACAAUAACAUUUACGGAUGCCUAGUCAUUUUUAUUUGAGGAGAAGUGUGAUGCGGAAAGGCCUAUACUCAUUGAAGCCAAUUACAACAAUGUUGACUGUCAACACUCCAAACAUAUCAAGCAACCAGUGUAUGUUUAUUUUUUUUUUACUGUUGCUAUCACUCGUUACUGUAGCCUAUGUUAUUUAAUAAACUGUAGGAUCAAUCCACAAUGGACUAGGACCAGAAUAUUCCGUGUCCCUAGCCGAAUUGGAGUUGAUAACAAUGCAAAGACCUACAGAACUUAAGACAAAAGCAUGCAGUAAAAAGCCAUAGAACACCUUGAUUGGCCAGUGAGUGGCCAAGACCUCGUCACACCUACACGUUUUUAUUCAUCAAAACUCAGCCCUUUGCGCCACCGCCAGCUAUUGCGUUCAAAAUAACAACUGUGAAAACAGCACAAAUAUUUCUGACACACCCCAGGACUUAUAGCACUACCGCCAGCGCUUAGAUUGACCAUUGCGUUAGGUUUGUUAAAAUAGAGCCCUGUGUUUGGAUCCUGGCCCUAGUUAAUAAUAAUAAUAAUAAUAAUAUGCCAUUUAGCAGACGCUUUUAUCCAAAGCGACUUACAGUCAUGUGUGCAUACAUUUUUACGUAUGGGUGGUCCCGGGGAUCAAACCCAUUAGCCUGGCGUUACAAGCGCCAUGCUCUACCAAUUGAGCUACAGAGGACCACAAUGACAUGUUUAACUUGAUAGGGAUGCCCUUUGUACGUUCUACGGUUCACUUGAAAACACAAAGAGAGGCAUAAUUUGCUGUGUGAUGAAAAUGAAUACAUUCUCCCAUUACGAAACAGAAAUAAAAACAGAAGAUUGCCAGUUGCCUGUUCAAACAACCUCCUGAUGGAGGGCAGGUGCAUUUUUGCUCAAGGAAACAAAGAUGUAUCUCAUCAUGACUAAAGCAAAGACAACAUGUCUUUUUGAAUGCAUUGUUGUGCCUUGAAUAGAGAGAUCAGCGAAGCACUCUGAGCAAAUAAUACAAAACAAUACCCCAGAUCAGGUGCGCAAUGUCACAGGGUUAAUGUGCAUGUUCCGAAUUGCUUGUUAUGUGAGCACACAUUUUAUGCAUGUUUUAUCAUUGUUCUUUUAGUAUUCCACUAACAUCCUCUCAAUAGAGAUAUGUUAUAAUACAAAGAUUGGUGAUUUACUUGGAGAUAUGUUAGAAGAGGUUGUAAGAGAUAGAAAUGUGUUACAAGAGGUGUUGUUUCUCUUCCAGACCCUGAGGGCUGCUGGGAAGCCGUAUAUGAUCUUCUUUGUGCUGGUCAUCUUCCUGGGCUCCUUCUACCUGAUCAACCUGAUCCUGGCUGUGGUUGCUAUGGCGUACGACGAGCAGAACCAGGCCACCAUCGAGGAGGCUCAGCAGAAGGAGGAGGAGUUCAAGGCCAUGCUGGAGCAGCUGAGGAGACAGCAGGAGGAUGCACAGGUACAGGAUAUCCCCCAGCUCAUCUCUAUAUGCCACCCAUUACAGCACACUCAUUAAUCACAACAACCAUGGAAUUCCUUUAAUAGUCAUUUAUAUUGCUAGUGAUAUAUGAAGAGUUUCAUUACAAAACGCUAUAUAUCCAUUUUCUGAAAUGUUGGUAAAUUACCUUUUAUUGUUUAAAUAAAUUAUGAAAGAGAUUGGUGUGUGUUUUCACUAUCUAAUCAUGGGUUGUUCAAUGACAUACAUGUAUUUGUUUAAAAUCUAUCACUUGAUGGUUUCAUUUUAGAGAGACAAAUAAUAAUGUUUUUUAGCAAAAUGCUAUAUAUCCACCUCAUUCUCAGAGAAAGAAGUAGUACUGCUAGGUUUUACACAGUCAAAUGUAACAAAUAAUGACAUUUUUUAUAAAGAGCUGUACAAAUGAUACAUUUGUGACAUCAAUAUUUUAAAACAAAUUUUACAAACAGUUCUUAUCCAGAGCGACUUACAGUAAGUGCGUUCAUCUUAAGAUAGCUAGGUGAGACAACCACAUAUUACAGUCAAAUAUAGAGGAUACGAACAUUCCAUUCCAGCUAAACAACGGAUAUACACUGAGUGUACAAAACAUUAUUUCCAUGACAUAGACUGACCAGGUGAAUCCAGGUGAAAGCUAUGAUCCCUUAUUGAUGUCACUUGUUAAAUCCACUUCAAUCAGUGUAGAUGAAGGGGAGGAGACAGGUUAAAGAAGGAUUUUUAAGCCUUGAGACAAUUGAGACAUGGAUUGUGUAUGUGUGCCAUUCAGAGGGUGAAUGGGCAAGACAAAAUAUUUAAGUGCCUUUGAACGGGGUAUGGUAGUAGGUGCAAAGCGCACUUGUUUGUGUCAAGAACUGCAACGCUGCUGGGUUUUUCACGCUCAGCAGUUAUCUGUGUGUAUCAAGAAUGGUCCACUACUCAAAGGACAUCCAGCCAACUUGACACAAUAUUAGGAAGAUGUUCUUUAUGUUUUGUAUGCUCAGAAUGUAGGAUUUUCAUUCACAUCUAAAGAAAUCGAUUAAUAAAAAUAUUUUACACACAUAUGAAGGUACCCAUAAACAAUCAUUUCUAGUGAAAAAACACAAAUGUGAAAAAAUUGUGGAUAUAGCGUUUUGGAAAUAUACUCUUCAUAUUCUUAUUUAUCUUAAACUGAAACUGCCCAAGAUUUUUUAAAGUAUUCAGAAUACAAAGGUUCAAAGGUAUUCAAAGGUAAAUGCCUUUUAAUCUAAAUUUAGAAGGCAUUUAAUAGCCUAUUGUGUCUAUUUAUGACUGUGCUGCCCUGCUGAGUCAUGUGUUGCCCCUUACGACCAUAGCUUAGGUGUGUUGAUUGGCUUACAGGCGGCGGCAACAGUGAUGGUGGCUGAGAGUGGGGAGUUCAGUGAGAGAGGAGGGCUCACUGAGACCUCCUCAGAGGCCUCCAAACUCAGCUCCAAGAGCGCCAAAGAGAGGCGCAACAGGCGCAAGAAGAGGAAGCAGAGAGAGGAGGAGGAGAGAGAGGACAAUGACAAGUAUCACAGGUCUGAGUCCGACAGCAGUAUGAAAAAGAGUCACUUCCGCUUCUCCAUGGAUGCCUCUAACCUGCACAAUUACGACAUCAGAUGUUCAACACCAUACCAGGUCAGGAUACUCAUCUUAUUUAACAUACUGCUUUACCCUACCUUUCUUUACCUUUGGCUAUCAAAAGUAUGUGUGUUCGCUGUAUUGGUGAAUUGUUGUGCAUGCUACACAGUCCUUAGUGAAUCUAAUCAUCUCAUCAUCAUUAUUAUUUUCGUCAUUAUCAAUAUCGUCAUUCUUAUCAAUAUCAACGCUACACUAUCAUCUUCAUUUUCAGCAGCACCAUCAUCUUUCAAUUUCCUUAUCAUCGUAAUCACUAUCAUCCUCUUCAACAUCCUCAUCAUCAUCCUCAUCAGCUGAGGCGACAGCAUUGUGCUUGGCGCCAUUAUCAUCAUUAUCCUCUUCAUCGUGCUCUUGCACAUUUCCUUUUAUAUUAUCCCUGAGGUCAACCGCUAGAUAAUCAACAUCAUUGCAUCAUCUUCAUCACAAUCAUCCUCUGCAGGACCCGCUCUUCCAUCUUAAAUUACUCCACUUCUCAACCCAUGCUUAUGCCAGUGAUAGGCACUGAGGAAUGUAUUUGUCUCCCAGUCCUUCCUAAGUAUCCGCGGACCCUUGUUCUCGUCGAGACGGAACAGCCGGGCUAGCCUCUACAGCUUCCGGGACCGUGCGCGGGACAUAGGCUCGGAGAACGACUUUGCCGACGACGAGAACAGCACUUUCGAGGACAACGACAGUCGCCGGGGCUCUCUGUUUGUCCCUCGGCGGAGCGACCGGCGCUCCAGCAACGUGAGCCAGAACAGCAUGCCAUCACACGUCCUGCUGCCAGCAAAUGGGAAGAUGCACAGCUCCGUCGACUGCAAGGGGGUGGUGUCCCUAGUGGGCGGGGCUUCACUCCCCACGUCACCUGAGGGACUCCUUCUGCCAGAGGUGACAGUAGAUAAGGCCUCUACUGAUGACAAUGCAAGGAAGUGUAGUUUAGCCUGGAUGGCCUAAACCAGCUCUGUGCUGCUGUCUCUAAACCAGUUUUGUCUCCACCUGCCGUGCCUCUACUCUAACUCUGCUGUGGUCGUGUAGUGCGCAUCUUGUUUCUUUCCUUCUCUCUCUUCCUACUUACUCUCCCUGACUACCUAAACAUUACUUAUGGUGUAUUUAUGUACAGUAGCACACUAAAGAUGACAUUUUGUUAAAAAUAUGAAAUAUAAGGCAGUAUAAAACACGUUUGGAUUUUCAUAUAGAUUUUUAUUUAUUCCAUAUAGAUAAGAAACUAUUAAAAUCUUUCUAUUUAUGUGAAUACAAAUACAGUAUUUUUGGGUUUAACAGAUAAUUACUUCCAGGUUAAGAGAUUAUUAAACCCUUGAACAUGGCCAUCUUUGGUGGUUACAUUGUGCUAACUGAGAAACAGAAUAUUGUUGAUGCAAUUGGUUUGUGAUGACUUAUCAAUACAUUGAUAAUGCUUCCAAAUGAUGUAACUCCAGGAAAAUACUACGGAGACAGAGUACAGAAAAGCCCGAUGUGGAUCGUACCAGGCCUCUAUGGACUUCCUGGAGGACCCAGUGGCCAGGCAGAGGGCCUUCAGUGUAGCUAGUGUUAUAACCAACACUAUGGAAGGUGUGUAUGACUAUACCAUACCCCAUACACCCCCUAGAACAAAUAACAUGAAUAGACAAAAUGAGGACACAUUCAUGAAAACAAAUAUUUUUCUGUUAUUUCUCCUCUAUAUGUAUCAGAACUUGAAGAAUCGAGACAGAAGUGCCCUCCUUGCUGGUACAAGUUUGCCAACACCUUCCUCAUCUGGGACUGUUGUCCGAAGUGGCUGAGGAUGAAGAAGAUAGUCAAGAUGAUCGUGAUGGACCCGUUUGUAGACCUAGCUAUCACCAUAUGUAUUGUUAUGAACACUGUGUUCAUGGCUAUGGAGCAUUACCCAAUGUCUAGGGCGUUCAACACCAUGCUUUAUGUGGGAAACCUGGUACGCAGUCACAUGUCAUUUGUUUUUGCCAUAUCACUUUGAAUCUGCCAUUUUAAACACAUUACAUGUUAAUUACUGUUGUCACUGUUCUUGUGUGUUGUUUUACUCAGGUGUUCACAGGUAUCUUCACAGCUGAGAUGUGUUUCAAGAUUAUUGCUUUGGAUCCAUACAUUUAUUUUCAGGAAGGCUGGAAUAUAUUUGAUGGUAUCAUUGUCAGUUUGAGCUUGAUGGAGCUUUGCUUGGCCAACGUGUCUGGAAUGUCUGUCCUCAGAUCAUUCCGAUUGGUAAGAGCAUCGACACUCCAGCACAGCAUCCAAAAUGCUGCAUGUUCAUUCAAUAAUCACUGGAAAAAAGUAGACUGUCAACGUAUUGGAAUAGCAAUUCAUAUUAAUCCCAUUCUUAUCUUUGUAUGCAGCUGAGAGUAUUCAAACUGGCCAAGUCUUGGCCCACAUUGAACAUGCUGAUCAAGAUCAUUGGUAACUCAGUGGGGGCCUUGGGUAAUCUCACCCUGGUACUGGCCAUAAUCGUCUUCAUCUUCGCCGUGGUGGGCAUGCAGCUCUUUGGCAAGAGCUACAGAGACUGUGUGUGUAAGAUCUCUAAAGACUGCAUACUGCCCCGGUGGCACAUGCAUGACUUCUUCCACUCUUUCCUGAUUGUGUUCCGGGUGCUGUGCGGGGAGUGGAUUGAGACCAUGUGGGACUGCAUGGAGGUGGCUAGCCAGAGCAUGUGCCUCAUCGUCUUCCUGAUGGUCAUGGUCAUCGGGAACCUGGUGGUACGUUUUCAGCUCUACUGCAUCUCUGUAUGACUAUUAAUCCACCGUAAAUCAAUUACAGGAACUUUAAACCAUCAUUUAUGUGUGUGUUUGUGUGUUUGUGGCAGGUCCUAAAUCUGUUCCUGGCUUUGCUGCUGAGCUCGUUCAGUGCUGAUAACCUGGCGGCCACGGAUGAUGACAGCGAGAUGAACAAUCUGACUGUGGCCAUAGGCCGCAUCCACCAGGGCAUCGCCUUCGUCAAGGCCUUGGUGCGCCGCUUCUUCCACAGCAUCUGUCUGAGGAAGAAGAAGGGGAGCCUGAACGAGGACAAGACCCUGGUUGACCUCCACAAAAGCAUGGGGACCAACUGGAACUCCAACCACACCACCGUGGAGAUCAUGAAAGAUCCUGAAUACAUAAAAGAUGGCAAUGGCGCCACCAGUGGUGUGGGAGUGGGGGUGGGCAGCAACGCAGCAGCGAAGUACAUAAUCAAUGACAACACUGACUAUAUGCCUUUCAUCCACAACGCCAGCCUGACCAUCACAGUGCCCAUCGCUGUGGGAGAGUCGGACUUUGAGAACCUCAACACUGAGGACUUCAGCAGCGAUUCCUCGGACGUAGAGGAAAGCAAAGAGGUGAGCAUGAUUCUAUGUGGAACAAUGUGAAAGUAGUUCACAGUCUGAGAUUUUUGUACAUAGUUUGAAAUCAAGUGUUGAUCUAGGUUAAGGAUUUGAAAAAAAGACAGCGACGUUAUGAGCUUUAAAAAAGUGAUAUUAUGCAAAUCUACUUGUUUGCUGUUGUUUGUCCACAUUAUCUAACAUAAUUACAUUAGAAUGACUCAUUAGAGAUUAUUGCACUGAUGCUGUAUCUGCAAAUCAGAGGAGGCUGGUGGGAGGAAUGAUAGGAGGACGGGCUCAUUGGAAUGGCUGGAAUGGAAAAAUGGAAAGGAGUCAAAAGUGGUUUCCAUUCGAUACUGUUCCAUUUAUUCCAUUACAGCCAUUACAAUGAGCCCGUCCUCCUAUAUCUCCUUCCACCAGUCUCCUCUCCUGCAAAUUGUGACAGCCAGAGUCAGGUGAUGCUCAAAUGUAAUCAUAGUGUGCGUGUUUGGCACAUUAGAGCUUAUAAAGAGGGGAUUGCUGGCCUCUCACACGCUGUUCACUCACUGGGGUGUUAAUCAGUUGUAGGUUAUGGAGGUAGAAAAGCUGCAGUGACUCAUAUGUACCAGGCAGCCAACAUAAACACUCUCAGGGCUCUAUUUUAACAAACCUAACGCAAUGGUACAUCUUAGCGCUGGCAGUAUAGGUUUGGGGGUGUGUCAGAAGUAUUUGGGCUAUUUUCACAACCAGAAAUAUGUGGUUGCUUCAAGAUGUGUAUUUACGGUAUUUCAUGUAUUGCGUUGUCAUCAACUCCAAUUCUAAUGGUAAUCCGCUAUAGCCUAGUUUGUUAAAUAGCCUACAGAAACAAAAUAACAAAAUGUAUGUAGGCCUAUCUCAUCUUUGCUAAAUAUGUUGAACGUCUUUGCAGUGCACAUUGUAAGAAGCCUAAUUGCAUGGCUAUAAUAUGGAAAUAUAUUGUUAAACAUAGCAUUCACACUGAUAUAGGGGCUAGGCCUACAGUAAACAGCAUUAUGCCAUGUCUGAGCCAUGGAAUUACCAAAAGUUAUCAAUAAGAAAGAUUCAAUUCACGAUUGAUAAGGCUUAAAAAGAGAGUGAAUAAUUCUAUCAAAUUCUAAUCAAGACGAAACAACAACUUGUUUUAAAUAGGCUAUGUCUAAAUACAGUUACAGGCACCAUAAUUGUUCCCCGUGUGCAUAUAAUAUUAAGGCAACAUAGACAAUGGAGGCUUUUACGCACAUCCAAACUUUUCACAGAAUCUGGACAAAGAACCAAUAUAAAGAGAAUGUCCACUGACCGUUAUGCUGCUCCCAGAUAUAAUGUUUUAUAAACACAAUGGCACCAUCUUACAGAUCACAUUCACACUUCUCCAGAAAUAGAAGACGGCUCCUAAAUUGCAUUGUAUGUGAGCUGGACGUUCACCAUAAAGCCAGGAUGGUGAAUUAUUCUAAUAAAUUUGUUUUUUAAUCAAAUUAAAUGAAAAAUAAGAUAUCUGGGGGUUUUUCAAACAACAACAAUAAUUGUAAAUAGCUUGGGGUCAGAAGCGUGAUAUCAUAAAAUCAACAGGAUAAAAAAGACGUAAUGGAUUGCUGUUGAACCAGCCUUCUCUAUAGCCUACACUCUUAGAAAAAAGGGUUCCAAAAGGGUUCUUCGGUUGUCCCCAUAGGAGAACCCUUUUUGGUUCCAGGUAGAACCCUUUUUGGUUCCAGGGAGAAACUUUUUGGGUUCCAUGUAGAACCCUCUGUGGAAAGGGUUUUAUAUGGAACCCAAAAGGGUUCUACCUGGAACCAAAAGGGUUCUUCCUGGAUCCAAAAAGGGUUCUUCAAAGGGUUCUCCUAUAGAGACAGCCGAAUAACUCUUUUAGGUUCUAGAUAGCACCUUUUUUUCUAAGAGUGUAUAGGCUAAGGGUAGCCUCCUGAGGGCUUGGUUUUUAAUCAUAUGAAAUGGAAAACAAGCAAUUGUUACAAGAAAAUAUGUUCUAAAUACAAGGGUCACCAGCAUUAUCUGAUCUCUCAUUUCAUGAUGGGCAUAUGGAUACAUGUAGCCUACAUGGAGUGGUUUUUACACACGUCCAAAACGGGAGCUGGCUAAAAUAUUGUAGGCCUACACAAUACAUAGAUAUAAAGGGGAUGUCCGCUCACUGUUUUGCUGCUCCCAAACUUGAUAUUUUAGUAAAGCUUUGAUGAUUAAGAUGUAUUUCAAAGCAGUCUCAUGAGCCACACCCUUUAUUGAUAGGCUCAGCAGCUUGGAGAACGCAUUGGUCAGGACAAAAAAAACAUCCUCAUUAAGGAGAGGGAAGGCUAUAUGCUUAUUUUCUAAUCAAAUAAAACCGGCACAGAAAAAAACACAUCUCUCUUGUUCCAUGAGCAUAAGGGCACUGUGCGUCACUUCUGGAUAUGUUGUGCCUCCAUGCCAUUACCAACCGCGUUACUGCUAAGACCUGCUUUUUGCUGGUCUUAAAUCUCCCGAUAUGCGCUUCAUGAAAUGGUCACUUUUGCGCUUGUUUUCAAGGACAUGGCUCAAAUAUUGACACCCCUUCUACCUCAGCACAAGAGUGCUGAUAUUAGACAUGUAAAUUGCUGAACCUGGCGCAUGGGGUGGAAACGCCAGAAGGCCAGUUUUUACAUGCUGAAAUUGCAAACUAACGUGCAUUUGGCAGUUGCACCGCGAGAGCGCCUGCCGAAAAUAGAGCCCUCAGAGCGUUCCCCAAAAUGAUGCACAAUGAUGACAAUGCUGUCAUUAUAUUUUAUCCUGGGGACAUAAACAUUUAGUCCCUCCAGGACCCUUAUCACAGUUUUAGAUCAUUUACAGUAUUGAUGUCAAUGUGAGAUAUGUAAGUCGGGGUAAUUUCGCAGAUCUCAUGUUAGGCUUGGGCCAUUAGUGAUUACUUUGACAUGUUCCUGUAAGACUCCGAUGUCUCAUCGAUCUACGGCUUUUGGUUUUAUGGUCUGGCAGAAUGGAGCGAGAGACAAAUAUAAUAUGAAUGAUGGAUGAAGACUGAUUCAGAAAUUGGCUGUUGUGUGGUCCUCUGCGGAUACAUUUGUUGUUUCAGAUAAGUCGAAUGUUCCUUUGCCGUGGUCAUGCUGGUGCACUUAACCCGCGGUACAUGGCAAGCCAAGUAUAAGCAUGUGACAUUUUCGAUCCUUAUACAACGACCCUGUAAUGAGGAGAGGCCACAAAGACAGGAAAAUACUAGUCUUCAGAUUACAUUAUGUGCCAUUUAAGUCUGAGUGCUCUGCAGGUACAUCCUCCUCUUUAGGGAGCUUUAUUGCCUUGAGUUGUAAAAAGGCCCAUUUCAGAUCUCACUCUGUCCCAGAACAUGGUGCAAACUGAGUGGCUACUGUCAAUUAGUAUCUAUGGUAUCUAUGGUAACAUUACAGUUUUAUUUUGCUGAUGUUGUUGUACUGUGCUGUUUGUGUUGUUAUGGUACUGUAAUGACUAUCUAUCAUUUAACAAUAAUGGCUGUUGGAAAUUUGGUGAGAUUCUAUUUCCUUCACUUGUAAAUGUACUUUCUGAGAGGUUAAUAUGUGACUAACAUGCUUUGCUUCCAUACAAGGUAGCAUGUGGUACAGUAACUUACCACACUUAACCCCAUUUGUUAUUGCAGCUGUUUCACAGACGCUCUCAAGGUUUUCAAUGAGAGGAGACUUGUAAGACCACUUUAUUGUACAUAACACUAACCAUGGAGAUUGCCUAUUCCAUUUAUCAAAAAAGAACGACCUUUUUAUUAGAUUGAUCAUCUAUGUUUGUUUCUGCUUGAUCAUACUUUACUCCUUACUUCAUUUCUAUACGUUCAGCAGCCAUUCUGAUGCUGCCAAACUUGAUUAUUUUAAGGCUUCUUUGCAAUGCUUUCUUUUUUUGUGAAUGAGCAACAUCACCGUUUUCAUCCACAGAUCAGCCCAUGAUUAUUAUUUGUUUUGUUCCUUUAGUUUGGUUUAGUUUUUGGGGAUGGAUUGUUCAGCAACCAGAGAGCACCUGGAACUUUACAUAUCUGACUGAUGCUGUAGAGUAAUGGAUUUUGAAGGUCAAAAUUCAUUGGAGGAAUGGUUCACAGCCAAAACAUUUAUUAUGGCAUUUUCAUUUGGCAAAUAAGAUCCAGAAUCGAAUGAUGAAAGCAGAUAAUUACAAAUGCUUGUUUUUAAGAAGACCAUAAUUAUUUAAAUAAGCUGGGUUUCCAAAAUGAAUGUUGUUGCUAGUAGGCAUACCGUUAUUAACGUUAGUGCAGGUAAGACUACAGAACAUACUACACUAUGGGGAUAGGUUUUUUGGCUGUCCCCAUAGGAGAACCCUUUUGGGGUUCUACCUGGAACCAAAAGGGUUCUACCAGGAACCAAAAAGGGUUCUUCAAAGGGUUCUCCUAUGGGGACAGCUGAAUAACCCUUUUAGGUUCUAGGUAGCACCUUUUAUAAUAAGAGUGUACUUACUGUAUAAUGACUAAUUAUAUUUUACUUGGGUACCUGAAUAAGCUCAAGUCCAAAAGAGGUGCAACUUCUUGAGUUACUAAUAACAGAUAGUAGAGUAUACUGUAUGUGGAAAUGACAAGACAUCGUAGUGCCUACAAUAGUACCUAAAUUGAAGAUCAAACAUCUGUAUGAUUGCAGUAGCUUAGUCAAAUGGAGUAUUCCCAGCGCAUAUAUCAUCGUAGCAUGCUUACAUCAUUCACCAUUCUGCAUUAGCUGGGUCCAAUGACAGCUCAGUGCUACUGUAUACCCCAGAAAGGCAUUAACGCAAGGCUGCUCUCAGUUCAAGGCUGUUGGAAGACACACCCAGUAUAAAGAUACAAAGUGCUUGAGGAGAAACUGGCACGUUUGAAUAUUGUCAGCAGUAUUAGAUGUUUGACAUCAUUGCAUGGGGAGGUUGCUAUUCCUUGUAAUCCAGCACACCUCUCCUAAAAACAGCUUUCCUCUAGUUCUUACACUGUUUUUGGAAAUGUUCUAAGCACUGUAUUUUCUAUUCUAUUUUCUAUUCAUUGUUUCCCUAGUAUGAUCACAUUACUCUCUCAAGUUAUCUUGUUUCGGGUGUUUAAUGCCCUGUCUCCAGGGUGAUCAAGUGGUCCUAAUCUGACACUAGCCUGGAAUGCGGACUCCUUAAUGCCUGUCUUGGUUAAAGUGCACAACACUGUUUCUGCUGUUAAGCUAAUGCAGGCUACCCUGUUUUUGAAAUGACUAAGGCUUGUCUACUGCUUAGCAACUGGACAUAUGUGUUUUCAUGUCAAUGAAGGAACUGUAAUGGGGAAAAGACCAGUUUGUUUGGGUUAAAAAGUCCUGGACAUGAAAAUACUGGAGCAUACAUGUUCUAUAAUUUAGAUCACAGGCUUGGUUCAAACAUGCACUUUUAGAGAACGCAUGCCAUAUGACUAAAGUGAAAUCAUUUUUACCUACAGCCUUUAUUGAGAUACACAAAUAUAUUUAAACAGUGUUUAUGCAUGCGUUAGCCUGCAAUUUGACUUUCCAAACUAUACAUGUCUCAUCUCCUAAGUCUGUAGGUAAUUUUUAUUGAUUCUGCAUGAAAUGAUAUACAACUUUAGACAAAGAGACAGACCCUGUGAGCUUACAUAUGGCAGUACCCUUGCAUCACUGGGUGACCCAUUGUAAUGAGGCUCAGUAUGUCAGCUCCCGGGCAGAUGCUGGUGUCCCAGGUCCUGUCAUGGGUGUGCUGUGCUAAUGUUGCUCUGGCUUGGCUCCCCUUGCAGCAGCUAUCAGAAGACCGUCCGCUGAGCUCCUCAGAGGGCAGUACAGUGGACAUUAGGCCCCCAGGAGAGGGAGAGGGCUCGGUGGACUUGGAGCCUGAGGAGUCCAUGGAACCUGAAGGCUGCUUCACUGAUGGUGAGAGAUACAAUAGGCUAGGUCUCAGGAUGUGGGUAUCGUCUUUUGUGAACAGCUUCAGGCAUAACAAGCUGGAACCCAGAAAUAGAAUGGAUAAGAUCAUAUUUGGGAAAAGACUAGUAUAAUUGGAACAUCUGUUCCAAUUAACCUAUAUGUUGUCUGCUUUCAGGAUGUGUCCGCAGAUUCCAAUGCUGCCAAGUGAAUGUCGAUGAGGGCAAGUGGAAGAUGUGGUGGACAUUAAGGAAAACCUGCUUUAAGAUAGUGGAGCACAACUGGUUCGAGAGCUUUAUCAUCUUCAUGAUCCUGCUCAGCAGUGGAGCGCUGGUAAGUGGGGAAGUAAUGAUUUGGGGAAGGAUCUGAGAGUAUGACAGAGGGGGCUGGCAAAUCCUCCUCCAUUGUCUGACCCUUAUGAGAAACUACAAAGGAGUAGAAAUACAGUACCACAUGCAGCUGCUCUGUUGUUCAAAGUGCUCAGUACUGUGUAAUUGACAAUUCUGUGAUCCCUUGACACAGAAAUAACUGGCAACAGAUCUGAUGAGGCAGCAGCUACUGCUCUAGUGUGUGAGAUUAAUGUGGUGUAUAGGUAGGGAUCAUCUGAUUUGCUUGUAUUUACACCAAGGCAUUUGAGGACAUCUACAUCGAGCAGAGGAAGACCAUUAAGACAGUGUUGGAGUUUGCGGACAAAGUCUUCACUUACAUCUUCAUCCUGGAGAUGUUGCUGAAGUGGGUGGCCUAUGGAUUCGCCAAAUACUUCACCAACGCUUGGUGCUGGCUGGACUUCCUCAUUGUUGACGUAGGUCUUCUUUUAAAACUACCUCUUCACUUACACAAAAUAUAUAUAGUCUGGUAAUGUUCACAAUUAGCUUGUUUUGAGACAUUGCCUUGACGUUUCAAUGUAGAAAUGCUACUGUCAUGUAGCCGGCGAUGGAGUUUCCUAUUUCCUGGUUUAAAACACAUGUUUGAGGCCCAGGAGAGAGCCUGUGCCAGCCAGUCACUCGUCUCUUCUCAUGACCUCAUUGUGUUUACAGGUGUCUCUUGUCAGCCUUGUGGCCAACGCCCUGGGCUACGCUGAGCUGAGUGCCAUCAAGUCCCUGAGGACUCUACGAGCGCUGAGGCCCCUGAGAGCGCUGUCCCGCUUCGAGGGCAUGAGGGUAAGAGUCACCAGACCAGAGCCCUGUCCUGUUGCCUCACAGUGCAUAUCAUCACAGCCUUUUACCAGCGUGACAUCAGCGCCCUGCAUGGGCACAGAGCUCUGUAGUCAAACUAAGGCCCACAGCAACCCAACAGCUGGAGAAUGUAAAGUUCACUCAUUCCAUGCAUGUAUAUUUAGAGUUACCUUUCCUCUCCUAUUCCUCCUUUUCCAGCUAUAUGUGUUUUCAGCAGAGUUGGAGUCAAUUCCAUUUCAAUUCCAGUCAAUUCAGAAAGUAAACCAAAUUCCAAUUCCAAAUAUGUCUCAUUUAAAAGCAUUGAAGAGAAUUGGAAUUUCAGUGUACUUUCUGAUUGACUGGAAUCGACCCCAACCCUGGUUUUCAGGAUGUUAUAACACAAGAGUUUCCAUCAGUCCCACCGGCAGGCCAUGUGCACUCAUCAGGGGAUGUCAGCAUUACUGAAAACUAAUCAAUAAAACGUAGAAAAUGCAUUCACUUUACUUAAACAAAAUGUAAACAAACUUGGAGGUCUUGGAGGCUACUACACUUAACCAUCGUAAACAUUUAUGGUACUCUCACAGCAAUGUGUAUUUUACUGUGCAAUACAAGCUCUAGCCAGGGGUUUGGAUGCUUAUGUCAUAUGUGGAGGAUGGGUGUCGACUGGUAUAAUCAAUGUAGCUCUUAUCGAUCAGAUUCUUGCAUGUUGUGGUUGGCUAGAUUUCCACCAGUGCUGUGACGACGAUCUCUCCUCACGUGGUUGUCACUGAAUUCUCCCAUUUGUAUGACUGACUUCUCAUUGCUUCACUAGCUCUAUAUUGAUGUUCUCUGAAACUGUACUGUUUUUGCAUGUUGCUUGCUGCGGGGGACUGCCUUUAAUGUGAACACUAUUUAUGUGUUUGUAUUUUUUAUUUACAGUAAACAAAUUAUGUGACUUCAUCCUGCCUCUACAAGGUUUUUUCUGUUUCGUUUUUUCACACUGUAGCCUAAUUGUAAUUCACUAAAACAUGUAAACAUAGCCUACAGUAUCUCCUUUACAAAUACAUUCCCUUCUUCUUCUUCUCCUUCUUCUUUCCUUUGCUUCUUACCUUCCUGUUGUCAUGGUUGUUAAUAAGCUGUGGUGUUAGUGAUACUUGUGUUGAGCUUUGACUGAUGUGUACACUGGCAUUUAAACACUUUACUCAUGUGUUUUCCUAUUUUCACCAUCACCAAUCAAAGUCAACAUGUAGCCUACAGUAUUUAUUGUCAGUGCUGAAAAUGAUCAUCAUUACCCAAUGGGAUAUUGUCUAUGCUCCUAUAUCUGAGACUGAGGCCGUGUGAAUCCUUACAGGUGGUCGUCAAUGCUCUGCUCGGAGCCAUCCCCUCCAUCUUCAAUGUGCUCUUGGUGUGCCUCAUCUUCUGGCUCAUCUUCAGCAUCAUGGGCGUCAACCUGUUUGCAGGGAAAUACUACCAUUGUGUCAACAUGACCACAGGGGAGCGCUUCAAAGUCAGAGAUGUGGCUAACAAGACAGAAUGUUUGGCUUUGGAAGGUGCCUACUGGAAGAAUGUCAAGAUCAACUUUGAUAACGUGGGAGCAGGCUAUCUGGCACUGUUACAAGUGGUGAGCGGCUCUUUCAUAUCACCAGAAAUAUUUUAUUGACAGAGAGUGGACCUAUGUCAAAAGUUUUGUACCAAUUCCGUGUGGGCAGAUGAGUUGUGUGAGGGCUAAGUCCUUCUGAACUAGUAUCCUUACUAGUAAUAACAUUUUCCUUACUUUCUCUAAGGCUACAUUCAAAGGCUGGAUGGACAUCAUGUAUGCAGCUGUGGACUCUCGCAGUGUAAGUCUUUUCAGUAAUACCUUUCACAAGGUAUUUCAGACUAAUGGCUAAUUGUGUUUGCACAUUUUCAAUGUAUAUAUCAUAGUGUUCAUGUUUGUAUGAUAUUGUUAAUUAAGUGAUAAUGCCUGAGAAGUUGGUGUUUGGAGGAUAUACUGUAUUGGUACAGGUGUUGUUAGGCCCGAGACAGAGUCGAGGGCUGGCAAACCGUGCCAAUAUAUCCUCCAAACACCGGCUUCGAGGGCAUUAUCACUUUUAUACAACGGGUUACUAACAUAUUCAAAUAAUGAUUUACAUAUUUUCAUUAAAAAAAUUAUUUUGAUGAAUUUAUUCAUACUAUUUAAUCCUUCCACAAGAUAUAGUCCCGACACAAGUCUAGGGUUGCUACCCAAGCCGGCUGGUCUUUCGUUCUAUCGGUUUGUUUGCUAGAGACGCGACCCAGUCAUUUGUUCUAAAUGUUCCAUUGCCAUACUGGCUGGCAAUGUUCUUAUCCCUUGCUUGCUAGAUAGCUAACUACGGAUAACUUACAGUCACGUCAAAAAGUGCAGCCAGAAUAACAGCAAAGUAGCUUCAUUUGCAUUUGUUUAAGCAGUUUUCCAGAUACAUUUAUUUGGAUACAUCCAUAACAAUGAGCUAAUGAGGCGCGAUUUCAGCUGGCAUAGAAAAUGUGCUCACUCGUCAGGACUAUUUUGUUCAGAGGAGUUAGCCAACAACACAGCUAACACAAUCACUUCACACUGAAGCUGUAAAGACUACAAACUAGCUGCAUUUCUUUGUAUAUAUCCCUAAAAAUGAUGCCAGCUGAUUCAUGAUUUCGACUGGCUGAGAAACGCUGCAUGCCUGUCUGUCUCGUCCCGACUCCUGACACGUUCAUUACUAUGGGACAGCUGGAGAUCGAAUUUGAAUAUUGAAACAAUGUUGCAAAUGUCGGAGAGACAGACAGCAAGGUUUAUACAAAUCUCUGCUGUUGAAAACAAAAUGUUAGUCUAAAUGAAAUUUGAGAUGAUGUCUAAAUGCUUUUUGUAGUGGAGAUCAAGUUUAUACAUUGCUUGGCUGGGCUGAUGAGACAGUGGAUUGCGCAGUCAGAUGUAACAGAGUAAAUAGGCAUUUUAACGUCAUAGAUUUAGCCGGUGGUAACUUGUGGAAUAGACACCGGUUGGAAUGCGGUUUUAACCAAUCAGCAUUCAGGAUUAGACCCACCCGUUGAAUAAUGUAUGGUAAUAUGUCUCCUGAGUGGCGCAGUGGUCUAAGGCACUGCAUCGCAGUGCUAACUGUGCCACUAGAGAUCCUGGUUCGAAUCCAGGCUCUGUCGCAGCCGGCCGCGACCGGGAGACUCAUGGGCGGCGCACAAUUGGCCCAGCGUCGUCCAGGGUAGGGGAGGGAAUGGCCGGCAGGGAUGUAGCUCAGUUGAUAGAGCAUGGCGUUUGCAACGCCAGGGUUGUGGGUUCAAUUCCCACGGGGGGCCAGUAUAAAAAUUUAAAAAAUGUAUUCACUAACUGUAAGUUGCUCUGGAUAAGAGCGUCUGCUAAAUGAUGUAAAUGUAAUGUAAAUGUAAUACUAUGCUAUUCUAUUACAGUUGGAGGAUCAACCCGACUAUGAAGUUAAUCUGUACAUGUAUAUGUACUUUGUGGUAUUCAUCAUAUUUGGAUCCUUCUUCACACUCAACCUCUUCAUUGGUGUCAUUAUAGACAACUUCAACCAGCAAAAGAAAAAGAUAAGUAUUUAAUGUUAUAGUAAUCAUGCAAUGAUACAUGCAUACAUUUUCUCUGAUUUAACGUUAUUAAUAAUAUUUUUCCCCCACUAAUGGACUAGAAAUGUGUAAGAGCUGCAGGAAUUUAACUAGGCUUGUCUUGCCUCUUUACUUUGGAGGUCAAGACAUCUUCAUGACAGAGGAACAGAAGAAAUACUACAAUGCUAUGAAGAAGCUUGGCUCAAAGAAACCCCAAAAGCCUAUCCCUAGGCCAGCGGUAAGGUCAUGCAGCCUGGCCUCAAAGCCAUACGAAGUAUACUAUACGUAUUUUUCUGCACCUCCAAGACGUAUGAUAUGUACUAAUGGUCUAGUUACUUUAGACAGAAACGAAAGUAGGGAGGUUGGUCGGGGAUGACGGGUGGGCGUAUACCGUCUAGCAAUCCAAAGGUUGCAUGUUCGAGUUGCAUCGGGGACAACUGUAGCAUUUUAGCUUCCCCUUCCCCUAACCCUUUUCCUAACCUUAACCAAAUGUUAAUUCUCCUAAUCUUUGACGUUUUAGUUCUCGUAACCUUUUAAGUAAAUUAUCCUAACCUUUGUCAUUAGUUCUCCUAACCACCAAUUCUCCCUGUAAUUCCCCUUUGUUGUUACAAUGCAAAAAGUAAACCUGGUCUCAGGGAAAGAUGUAUAAUACUUUAAGUCCUCCAAGUGUAUGAUAAAUUAAUCCAAUUCGUAUGCUAUUGUACGACCAGGUAAGACGUAUGAUACUAUACGUCCUAUAAUUCGUAUGAUUUUGUACAACCGCUAUUCCAUUAAUUAUGUAAGCUAACGUAACAUAAUAUAAAUAUAACUAAACGGCGGGAACAAAUUAACGUACCAAAUCCUACGAACUGAGCUGAGAACAGGUUGGGUCAUACCACUCUUUAACUGUUUCACUGUUUCUCAACAAAGAACUCCUCAAUUCGUGAACCUCUAUGUCUACUUCCUGGUGUCUCAAAAUGCUUCUUCCUUAUGUCUCCUCCAGAACAAGUUUCAAGGAUAUGUCUUUGAUUUCAUUACAAAGCAAGCCUUCGACAUUGUCAUCAUGAUUCUUAUAUGCCUUAAUAUGGUCACCAUGAUGGUGGAGACGGACGACCAGACGGACGACAUGGAUAGAAUUCUCUACAAGAUCAACCUGGUGUUUAUUGUCAUGUUUACUGGAGAGUGUAUUCUGAAGAUGAUCUCACUCCGCCAAUACUACUUCACCAUUGGGUGGAAUGUAUUUGACUUUAUUGUUGUUAUCCUGUCGAUAAUUGGUAAGAUUUUUCACCUAUUUCUAUAGUUGUAAUACUGCAAUUUGAUAGUCUGCUUUGGGGAUUAUUAUGUGUAAUUCUUCUCUGUCCUUUCAGGUAUGUUUCUCUCUGAACUGAUAGAGAAGUACUUUGUUUCACCAACCUUAUUCCGAGUCAUUCGACUGGCCCGAAUUGGUCGCAUCCUUCGCCUCAUCAAGGGUGCCAAGGGAAUCCGUACACUCUUGUUUGCUUUGAUGAUGUCACUUCCUGCCUUGUUCAACAUUGGUCUUCUGCUCUUCUUAGUGAUGUUUAUCUAUGCCAUCUUUGGCAUGUCGAACUUUGCAUACGUCAGGAAGGAGUCUGGGAUUGACGACAUGUUCAACUUUGAGACAUUUGGCAACAGCAUGAUUUGCCUGUUCCAGAUCACCACGUCAGCUGGCUGGGAUGGCCUGCUGGCGCCCAUCCUCAACAAGAAAGAGCCAGACUGCGACAGCCAUAAAGAGCACCCAGGCAGCAAGUACAAGGGGGGAGACUGUGGGAACCCCCCUGUGGCCAUUAUCUUCUUUGUGAGCUACAUCAUCAUCUGUUUCCUCAUUGUGGUCAACAUGUACAUUGCUGUCAUCCUGGAGAACUUCAGUGUGGCCACUGAGGAGAGCGCUGAGCCCCUGAGCGAGGAUGACUUUGAAAUGUUCUACGAGGUCUGGGAGAAGUUUGAUGCGCGGGCCACCCAGUUCAUGGAGUAUGAGAAGCUGUCUGACUUCGCUGAUGCCCUGGACCCCCCGCUACGCAUUUCUAAGCCCAACAAGAUCCAGUUGAUCUCCAUGGAUUUGCCCAUGGUGAGUGGGGAGCGCAUCCACUGCCUGGACAUCCUGUUUGCCUUCACCAAGCGCGUCCUGGGUGAGGGCGAAGGCUUGGACAUCCUCCGGGGUCAAAUGGAGGAGCGCUUUAUGGCCUCCAACCCCUCCAAGGUGUCCUACGAACCCAUCACCACCACGCUGCGCCGCAAACAAGAGGACAUGUCUGCCCUGGUCAUUCAGAGAGCUUUCAGACGGUAUCUGCUCAGGCGUAUUGUUAAACGGGCCUCUGCCACUUACAAGAAGAAGAUUCUCCUUGAUAAAGAGGUUCUCGUUAUAGACAAAUUUAACGAGAUCUCUACUUCAGACAGAACUGAGAUGACCCCCUCCACAGCCUCUCCCCCAUCAUAUGACAGCGUCACAAAACCAGAGAAAAACAAAUAUGAAAAAGACAAGAGAGAGAAGGAGGUGAAGAAGAAAAAGAAGUAA
Coregonus sp. 'balchen' is the source of this 27737-nucleotide messenger RNA. Lineage: Eukaryota; Metazoa; Chordata; Actinopteri; Salmoniformes; Salmonidae. The record is from the annotation of a GenBank genome assembly.